AUGACCAUAUCCCACCAAGGUCAGAAUACCGAGCCACCAGUCAGCGCAGCCAUGGCGAGUCCCAGAGAAAGAUCAACACCACGCGCCGAACCCCCGGAUAGACGCGAAUCUCUCGAAUUACGGGAACUGCAGACCCGCGAAGAUGAAGAGCAACUGGGGUACUCGUCCCCAUCCGCCUCGUCGGGUGAGGAAUACCGAGUCACCACCCGAAGACGAUCCUCAACUUCAACGACCGUGCGACGCGCGCAACCCCCACGCAAAGGAAAAGAUCCUCUUAGUAGGAUCGUUCGCUUCUGGACACAGCAUGUGACACUGACUGUUCCUCAACGAAGUAAUCGGGACCAUUUCGCCCUAGAAAGAACCCUCCUCGCAUACAUCCGCACCUCAGUAGUAAUCUCCAUGCAAGGCGUCCUAAUCUCCCAACUCUUCCGCCUCCAACAACCAGGCGACCGACUCAGAUUCUACGUCGCGGGCAAACCCUUAGCAGUGACGUGUCACUGCGUGGCUAUUUUGGUUGCGCUUAUCGGGGCGUUCAGAUUCUGGAGGCAACAGGGGGCUAUUUCGGUCGGGAAGGUUCAUGCUGGUGGGUGGGAGUUGAAUGCAGUCGGGUUUUUAUUUGGUGCGAUAUUUCUAGUGACGUUGAUUUUGUCGAUUGCGAUUAUUGUUGAGACGGAUUUGAGUCAAUCUAUGUUGGUGCAGGAGAUGGGGAGGAUAUCUUCUUCGUUUUUGAAUAAGAGGUGGAAUUGA
Molecule: messenger RNA, 747 nt
Organism: Penicillium cataractarum
Lineage: Eukaryota; Fungi; Ascomycota; Eurotiomycetes; Eurotiales; Aspergillaceae
Product: DUF202 domain-containing protein
Exons: 3
Coding region: 1-747 (248 amino acids)
Source: RefSeq, a predicted model, not a curated record